This is a messenger RNA of Aspergillus aculeatinus CBS 121060, 1809 nucleotides long. Its product is annotated as MFS transporter. Gene Ontology annotation, biological process: transmembrane transport. The transcript has 2 exons. Lineage: Eukaryota; Fungi; Ascomycota; Eurotiomycetes; Eurotiales; Aspergillaceae. The coding region runs from base 1 to 1809 and encodes 602 amino acids. The record is from RefSeq and is a predicted model, not a curated record. Gene Ontology annotation, molecular function: transmembrane transporter activity.
AUGGCGGAAGCCGAUGCCCGCCCUCACACCAAAGAGGAAGGCCCGCGGAGGUCUUCUGAGAAUCCAGACCGGCCGAGUUCCUCCGGCUCGGCUUCGUCCGGCUCGAGCAGCUCCAUCGACUAUAAUCCCCAGAUUCACCGGCUCCAGUCCCGAAAUACCGAAGUUGACCUCGAGCGCCUCCGCACGGGGACCUCCCAUGCGCUGAGUCGCAUCGAGACCCAACGUCUUCAACAUGCCUUGACGGUGGGUGAAAGUGUCAAGUCGCGACCAUCUCGAGGCCCGUUGCCGGCGUUCGGCGGGGGCAAGCCCUACCCUCCUCCUCUCCCCGCCCGUGAAGACUAUGUCGUCGAAUUCGACGGGCCUGCCGACCCUCUAUACCCUCAGAAUUGGCCUUUGAUGCGAAAAGUGUACAUCAGUGCCAUCCUCGCGUUUACCAGUAUCUGUUCCACUUUCGACUCGGCCGUCUUCAGCGGUUCCAGCACCAAUGUCGCGAAGCACUUCCAUGUCGGGCUGGAAGUGGCCACCCUGUCGAGUUCGCUGUACAUCAUCGGAUACGCCUCGGGUCCGCUGAUUUGGGCCCCGCUGUCGGAGUUGAAGGGUCGUAAACUUCCGAUCGUUGUUGCGAUGUUAGGGUUCGGGAUUUUCAACACGGCCGUCGCCGUCGCCAAGGAUCUCCAAACCCUCAUGAUCUGUCGGUUCUUCUGCGGUAUCUUUGGCAGUUCCCCAUUGGCGGUCGUGGCGGCGAUUUUCUCCGACAUGUACGACAACCGCACGCGCGGGGUGGCCAUCGCCAUGUUCUCCGGCACGGUGUUCCUGGGCCCCCUGCUGGCGCCGUUCAUCUCGGGCUUCAUCAACGCCUCCUACCUCGGCUGGCGCUGGACCGCCUACAUCCCCGCGUUCAUGGGCUACGCGGCCUUUGUGCUGAACGUCUUCUUCCUGCGCGAAUCCUACCCGCCGGUGAUUCUGGUCUCCAAAGCCUCGGAGCUGCGCCGCCGCACGAAGAACUGGGGCAUCCACGCCAAACAGGAGGAGAUCGAGGUGGACCUGCGGGAACUGGUGAUCAACAACUUCUCGCGCCCGCUGCGCCUGCUCAUCAACGAGCCCCUGAUCCUGGCGGUGACCAUCUACCUCAGCUUCAUCUACGGGCUGCUGUACUGCUUCCUGACGGCGUACACGCUCGUCUUCCAGGGGGUGUACCACAUGGCGGCCGGCGUCAGCGGGCUGCCGCUGUUCGGCAUGGUGGUGGGGCUCAUCAUCGCGGCCGGGUACAUCAUCUGGAGCUCGCGCGGGUACAGCCGCCGGCUGGACGCCAACGGCGGCGUGCCCGUCCCCGAGUGGCGGCUGCCCCCCGUCAUCGUCGGCGGCGCCCUCUUCGCCGCGGGACUGUUCUGGUUUGGCUGGGCGGGCUACACCGGCCGCGUCCACUGGAUCGUGCCCACGCUGAGCGGCCUGUUCACCGGCUUCGGGCUGCUGAUCAUCUUCAUCCAGCUGUUCAACUACCUCAUCGACACCUACCUCAUGUUCGCCGCCUCCGCCAUCGCCGCCAACACCUUCUGUCGAUCCAUGGUCGCCGCCAGCUUCCCGCUGUUCUCGCGCCAGAUGUUCAACAACAUGGGCAUCGAGUGGGCCUCGACCCUGCUGGGCUGCGUGGCUGCGAUUUUGGUCCCCAUCCCCGUCUGCUUCUACUUCUUUGGGCGCAGAUUGCGGAUGAAGAGCAAGUUUGCGCCGUUCUACGAGAAGGCGCAGGAGUCGCAUGCGCCCGAUGAGGAUGACCAUGAGCUGGAGGGGGAGAACGGGGCCGCCCACUAA